AUGGGAAUUUGUAAAAGUAAAUUACGUCCACAAGAAUCAAAACUAUCUGUAAUUAGAAGGUUUUCUAAACUGAACAUACACCAGUUUUAUCGUUUCACUUAAAUAUUAGGUAGUGGAUCAUUUGGAACUGUUAAGCUUGCUUUCAGUUUGGAAUAAGAAAGAAAUGGUCUUUAAUCAAAAUGUUAUGCAGUGAAAUCAAUCGAUAAAGUAAACUCAAAAAUUAGUAUAGCGUCGUAUUGGUUAAAGAUUGCAUCUGAUUCAAAGGGAAUUAGAGAUACUUGUACAAUUAGAUCACCCAAAUAUCAUCAGAGUCUAUGAAACUUAUGAGGAUAUGAGAUACUAUCAUUUUGUAAUGGAAUAUUGCAGAGGAAGAGAGUUAUUUGAGAGAAUAGUGAGAAAGGGAGUUUUUUCAGAAAGGAAAUGCUCAAUUUUGAUGAAGCAGCUAUUCUCAGCAGUUCAUUAUAUGCACUAAUAAGGAGUCACCCAUAGAGAUCUAAAGCCUGAGAAUCUCAUGUUAGCUUCUCCUGAUGAUGACUUUGACAUCAGAAUAAUUGAUUUUGGUUUAAGUAAGAAAUACCCUCCACCUUAAUCCUCAAAUCAAGGUAGAUCCUAAGUAAGAACUUAAACUAAAGUUGGAACUCCAAUAUAUGUUGCACCUGAAGUAUUGUAAGGAAAGUAUUCUUAAACCUGUGAUGAAUGGUCAUUGGGAUGUAUCAUGUAUGUUUUACUAAGUGGUGAGCCACCUUUCUUUAGUAACAAUCUUAAGGUACUAGAGGAUAAGAUUUAAAAUAAAGAAAUUUAGUUCAAUGAGAAUUCUUGGCAAAAUAUCUCUAAAGAUGCCAAAAUGCUAGUUAUGAGGUUGCUUGAUAAAAAUCCAAAAAAACGUAUAACAUGUGCUCAAGCUUUGUCUAGUUCAUGGAUUUAAAGUUAUGUCUCUGGACCUCCAAGUAGAAUGGAAUCUAUUCCUAAUAAUGAGUAAGAAAAUGAGAAAGCCAUUUAAUUACUUAAAACUUAUGGGAACAUAUCAAAACUAAAGAAAGAAACUCUUAAUAUUUUAUUAAAUUAACUUAAUGAAACUCAAAUAUAAUCUCUUAGGUAAUAAUUUGAAGAAUUUGAUAAAGACAAUAGUGGUACAAUUUCAGUCAAAGAAAUGACUUAAAUCAUGAAAAAAUUAGGUUUUAAUGAUACUGAAAAAGAGAUAUCAGAAUUAAUUAAAAAAUUGAAAUUGUAAAAUAAAAAAGAUAGUUAUUCAUAUGGUGAUUUGACUAUCCAUUAUUCUGAAUUUAUGAUGGCCUUAUUAAAUUAAUAACAAUAUUUGAAUGAAGAGAGAUUAUGGGGUUUAUUUAAAUAAUUUGAUAUAGAUAACAAAAACUAUAUUACAAGUCUUGAUGUUAGACGAGCUUUUGAGAGAAGAGGUAAAUAAUUAUCUACAGUGAAAGUGGAUACUAUGUUUAAUGAAAUCAGAUUAAAUAGCUAAGAUAAAAUGGAUUUUUAAAGAUUCCACGAUAUGAUGUUAGCGGAUUCUCUAAAAACUCAAGAUGAAGAUGUCAUAAUACCAAAUAUGAGUAAAAUGUCUACGAAUAAUCCCUAAAAUCUGCCAUAUUUAAUUUAGCCUAUAGGAGACUUCAAUUUUGACAUUUGA
Paramecium pentaurelia is the source of this 1642-nucleotide messenger RNA. The record is from the annotation of a GenBank genome assembly. Lineage: Eukaryota; Ciliophora; Oligohymenophorea; Peniculida; Parameciidae.